Molecule: messenger RNA, 8508 nt
Organism: Hemicordylus capensis (graceful crag lizard)
Lineage: Eukaryota; Metazoa; Chordata; Lepidosauria; Squamata; Cordylidae
Gene: ZNF827
Product: zinc finger protein 827
Exons: 15
Coding region: 529-4554 (1341 amino acids)
Biological process (GO): regulation of gene expression
Cellular component (GO): nucleus
Source: RefSeq, a predicted model, not a curated record
GUGUCUCGUCUCCUCUCUCCCCCCGCUCUCUCUCCCUCUCCCUCUCCAGCCUGUGUGUGAGCUGUGAGCACUGCUGCCGCCGCCGCCGCUGCCCUUUGAUCCCUGCAUUAGUGUUAGUUAGGGGCUUGGAGACACACAGGGAGCAGCCAUAGACACCGCCGCACCACCAGCCUUCCUUAUUGACACCGCAUAUGAGCCCACACUCUCCCUCGCCCAUUAGAUCCAUUUCUAUUGAAGAAUAUUGCGACCGGGGACAAGCCAGGUGCACGACCGAAGGGGGGGGGCGGCGAGAGAGAGAGAGAAAGAAAAAGGGGGGAGGAAGGGCAAGAAAAAGGGAGGAAAGAAAAAAAACACCCUCUUCUUCUUGGCUCCGGGAAAAGCAGCCUCAACCCCCCCAUAGCCCAGGAGAAGAACACCAGCCUCUGCUGGCCGGCCACCCUUUGCCCCUGCUUGGUGCCUGCCUCUGCCCCUCUUUGGUUAUUUGAUCUCCCAUUAAACCCAAGGAGGAGAAUGUGAAAAGGGGGGAAAAUGCCCAGGAGGAAGCAGGAGCAACCCAAGCGCCUCUCUUCACAUGGUACAAGACAAGAAGAAGCAGAAGGCGAGCUUAGUGAGGAAGAGCACUGGUAUGGAAAUUCUUCAGAAACACCAUCAGAAGCAUCCUAUGGAGAAGUUCAAGAGAACUUCAAAUUGUCCUUUGAGGAUAGGAUCCAAGAACAAUCAACAUCUCCAGACACUUCUUUGGGGAGUGCGACUCCUAGCAGCAACACACUGGAGCUGGCAGCUGUUGAAAAUGAGGCUCUAAGGGACGUAUUACAGAAUAAAGAACACCUUUCCCCUGGGGUGUCUUCCAUAUGUGAAGAUGACACUCCUGGCCCAAAUAAGCCACUGAGUAGUAACCUGAGACGUCUGCUGGAGGCUGGUUCUCUCAAGCUAGACACUAGUAUCACUGUUAACGGCAGGGUUGAGUCCCCUGUAAAUCUUGGCUCAAAUCUCUCCUUUUCUCCACCUACGCAUCAUGCUCAGCAGCUAAGUGUCCUUGCUAGAAAGCUUGCUGAAAAACAGGAACAAAGUGACCAAUAUGGUGCAAACAGCCGGUUCAUAUGGAAUCAAGGCAAGUGGUUGCCCAACUCAACAUCACCUUGCAGUUUGUCUCCGGAUUCGGCGAUCCUAAAACUGAAAGCAGCAGCCAAUGCAGUUCUUCAGGACAAGUCGCUUUCUCGAACUGAAGAUCCUAUAAGGUUUGAAACCUUUUCUUCUCCAUUUAGUUCACAGUCUGCAAGCUCUACCUUAGCAGCAUUAUCAAAGAAAGUCAGUGAAAGAAGCAUGACUCCUGGGCAGGACCACCCACCGCCAGCCAGUUCUUUCCUUUCUCUCGCCUCAAUGACUUCUUCGGCAGCCCUACUCAAGGAGGUUGCUGCAAGAGCUGCAGGCAGCCUUUUGGCUGAGAAGAAAAAGUCUCUGGCUGCGGAGGAUCCCCUGCAGCUUUCAGACAUGAAGCAAGAGAAAGUAACUCCACCACAGUCUUUGGAAUUAUUGUUACUCCCAGCCCCUAAAGGACGAGCUUCUAAAACCACUAAUCCAGCCUCAGAAGAAGAAGGUGGUAAACCUUUCCAGUGUCCAAUCUGUGGCUUGGUUAUAAAAAGGAAGAGCUAUUGGAAGCGACACAUGGUGAUUCACACAGGCUUAAAAAGUCACCAGUGCCCUUUGUGUCCAUUUCGCUGUGCACGCAAGGACAAUCUCAAAUCACACAUGAAGGUUCACCAACACCAGGACCGUGGAGAGACAUUUCAGUGCCAGCUAUGCCCAUUUACCUCCUCUCGCCACUUCAGCCUGAAACUCCACAUGCGUUGCCAUCAACACUUCCUGAGGACAGAAGCCAAGGUGAAGGAAGAGAUUUCAGAAAUGGAUAUUAAGGUGUCACCGCAGCUAAAUGACGACUCCAGAAUGGGCCAGCAAAUUGAUGCGGGAGCUGAGCAGGCAGGAACUGCUGCUACAUCUCGAACUCCUGAGGUAGCUGGACAGGCAGGUGCUGCUGUUCCACCUCUGCUAGUCAAAGAAGAGCCCAAAGAUGAGACCAGCACCUCUACCCCAUCCUUUGCCCUCAGCGUUGCCAACAAUGCAAAGCUAAAAGACUCCAUUGACUUUGUGACCAAUACAGCGUCAGCACUUUUCAGCCAGGACAUCUCUGUCAAGAUGGCUUCAGAUUUUCUCAUGAAGCUCUCAGCUGCAAAUCAAAAAGAACCCUUGACUCCUAGAUUUAAAGUGAAAGAUGAACCGAAAGAUGAAGAAAAUGCAAGUUCCACUUUGCCUAAAUCCAGUUAUGUUUUCAGCCAUGAACCUGAAACUUCUGUCCCAGGCAUUCCCGAAGAGAAUCUCAAACCACAGGAAGUGCCAGCAAAUGUAUUACAGCAGGACAUGUCCGUCAAAGCAGCAUCUGAACUUCUCAUGAAGCUGUCAGCUGAAAGUUACAAGGAAUCCCAGACGGUAAAGAUUAAAGAAGAGCCAAUGGAAGUUGAUAUUCAUGACUCCCAAGCCUCAGUGUCGCCCAGCCAAAACAUCAGUUAUAGCACUUUACUCAGGCAAGAGAUUACUGAACACAUACAAAAGAUACCAGAAGGCCGAGUGCUCCCUGAGAGAAACCUCUUCAGCCAAGAUAUAUCAGUGAAGAUGGCUUCAGAGCUACUUUUUCAAUUGUCAGAAAAGGUUAGCAAAGAGCACAAUCACUCUAAAGAUAACACCAUCACAGCUACAUCUAGCCCCUUUUUUUCUGAUGAUACAUUUAGACAAUCACCAUUCACUUCCAACUCAAAAGACCUCUUGUCUAGUGAGACUGCUGUUCAUGGAAGGACAACAGUACCAGAAACAGAGAAGAUAGGGCUGGAGGCUGGAAAUGGGUUGCCAUCUUGGAAAUUUAAUGACCAGCUCUUUCCCUGUGAUGUGUGUGGAAAAGUGUUUGGCCGACAGCAGACGUUGUCCCGACAUCUCUCCCUGCACACAGAAGAGAGAAAAUACAAAUGCCAUUUGUGCCCCUAUGCUGCUAAGUGCCGUGCUAACCUGAAUCAGCACCUGACUGUCCAUUCCGUGAAGCUGGUGAGUACAGACACUGAGGACAUUGUCAGCGCUGUCACUUCCGAAGGCAGUGAUGGAAAGAAGCACCCUUAUUACUACAGUUGUCAUGUGUGUGGAUUUGAAACUGAGAUGAAUGUCCAGUUUGUCAGUCAUAUGUCGCUUCAUGUGGAUAAAGAACAGUGGAUGUUUUCUAUUUGCUGCACAGCCUGCGAUUUUGUUACCAUGGAAGAGUCGGAAAUGAAGGUCCAUGUCACCACCAAGCACGCAGGUGAAGAGAGAAAAACACCCAGUGACUCAAACAGCCCUUCUUCGUCAUCCCUGUCAACACUUAGUGAUUCCGCCAACAGCAAAGAAGAUGUAGAGAUCAGCCCCAAACCCAAGGGUUCAAACAACCUGCUGGUAAUUUCCGUAGUGCCUGGUAGCCAGACCUUACUAAACGCGGAAGAGAAGUCAGAGAAAGGUUUUGAAUGUGUUUUCUGUAACUUUGUCUGCAAAACAAAAAACAUGUUUGAGCGCCAUUUGCAAAUCCACCUGAUUACACGGAUGUUUGAAUGUGAUGUGUGCCACAAGUUCAUGAAGACUCCUGAGCAAUUACUGGAACACAAGAAAUGCCACACUGUCCCCACCGGUGGGCUCAAAUCUUCCUUACUGGAUCAGGGUACCUUUUCCUAUGAACUGUGCCCGUUCUGCAUUUACUCCACGAACCGUCCCGCCGCAAUGGAAUGCCAUUUGAAGACUCACUACAAAAUGGAGUACAAAUGCCGGAUCUGCCAGGCAGUGAAAGCCAAUCAGCUGGAGCUGGAAAUGCACAUCCGGGAGCAUCGCCUUGGCAACCAUUACAAGUGUGACCAGUGUGGCUAUCUUUCAAAGACGGCCAACAAGCUGAUAGAGCAUGUGCGCGUCCACACUGGGGAGCGCCCUUUUCACUGUGACCAGUGCAGCUACAGCUGCAAACGCAAAGACAAUCUCAACCUGCACAAGAAGCUCAAGCAUGCUCCACGCCAGACUUUCAGCUGCGAAGAGUGCCUCUUCAAGACCACCCACCCUUUUGUCUUCAGCCGCCAUGUGAAGAAACACCAAAAUGGGGACUGCUCCGAAGAGGAGAAAAAGGGACAGGGGGCAACCUCCAAGGAAGCCAGCCCUCUCCUUUCCGCCAACAGUUCCCGAAGCCUCUUGUCCCCGCUCUCACUGAUGUCUGCCUCCCAGGCCCUGCAGACAGUGGCCAUGUCGGCAGCUCACAGUGGCGGGGCGGAGCCAAACCUGGCACUUAAGGCCUUGGCCAUCAACGGCACUGCGCUGUGCUUUGACAAGUAUCAGAACUCCGAGUUUGCCCACCUCAUUCCCUUAACCAUGUUUUUCCCUAAGAACCACUUUGAUAUAACAUUCCAUCCGCCCAGACUAGAGACUGUACGCCUGGGCAACACUUCGCCGAAACACUCCUUCCUCGCCUAUCUUGGAUUAACAGAAAGGGCAGAAACUGUCUGAGGGCAGCCACAUUCUGUACCAAAAAUACCCCUCUCCCCAAACACCCAGCAGGUAUAUGCAUCGCUGCAAACCAUACAUCCAAGAGGUAUGGCUGGCUGAACAUUUGUACUAUAGAUCAUUAGUAGUAAGCUAUAGGAAAAACAAAAACAAAUGGCUCUGUGUGUGUCCUUAAUGCAUUGACAUGAAGGCUGCUUUAUUAACUCUUCAGAGAGGUGACCUCCUGCAUACUUCUACCUUCAGAGGCAUGUUCCCAGUACUCUUAUCUAAGAAACUAUUUUGUCUUGUUUUAAGCAGAACAAGAGUGUCCUUAAUGGCAAUCAGCACUUGCUAAGAUUACAUAUGGAUGCAUUUUACUUUGGGUGCGUGAGUGUGUGUCUGAAAGAGAGUCAGUGUGCCAUGACAUUGCUUUUGCACAUCCUUUUUUACUGGCUUGUUUAACAUGAAUACAUAUUACUGCCUUACACCGAGUCAGACCAUGGGUCCAUCUAGCCCAGCUUGGUCUACUCUGACUGGCAGCGGCUUUCCAGAAUUUCAGGUAGGGGUCUUUCCCAGGACCUGCUGCCAGAGAUCCUUCAACGGGAGAUGCCAGAGAUUGAACCUGGGACCUUACACAUGCAAAGCAUGUGCUCUGCCACUGAGCUAUGGCCCUCCCCUUGCGGUCAUUAUCACAGUUCUCCAUCCUCUAUUCCUGGCUUCCUUCUCUUUAUUUUACAGACACUGGAAUGUGGAAACAGCAAUGCUCGGCUGAAGGGGAAAAAUGGUGUACCAGUCAGUACUGUUUGGAAUUUGCUGUAACAGAGUUGUUGCCUUGGCCUCAGCUUUGAGAAUCUGUGGGUCGAGGCAGCAUUGGGAGAGAAGGAAAUAGUUUAGUCAUUUGCAAGGGGGAGGGUGUUUCAUGUAUUAUGUUUUUGCUACAUGGAGAUAAUCUGCUGUAGACACAUGCAUGUGCACUGUAGUGUUUGACAUGCCCUGUGAGUGGUUUUUUGCUGUGUAGCCACUGCACAUAUAUGCUGCCCAGUGGAAAUAUUCAUGUCAAAAAGUAACACUCCUGCCCCUCUAAAAAUAUUACAGUGAGCCACACACUUUCUAAUUUGAAGAUUAUCUCUAUGAAGGAAAACUGUAAUCUUUGAAGCUGCCCUGGCCAAACAGUAGAGACAUACAUGAGGAUGUAGACAGACCUGUUAAAUCAAAGCGCAUUUAAUACAUGUGCAAGAUCAGAUUAUUCUGCUAUGCCCAUGAAACACAGGGCCAGUUCUUACAAUAUCUGUUGUACUUAACUACAGAUAUGAGAGUACAGAGUACGCACACCAAGCGUCAGUUUUAAAUGACAGACAUACCAUUUAAAUCACUACUUUUCUUGGUGAAAUACUUUGAGGCAGUUGCCUGAUCGUUUCCCCCUUUGUGCUUCUGCCUAUUUUGUCAAGAAAAGAGGUGAUAUAAACAUAUUUGCAUCAUUCACAACUGACGCAGGGUCAACUACAAAAUAAUAUUGUACAAAGUGGCUCUAAAAUCAGUCCUAGAUCAGCAUAGCAUAUUUCAGUCAUACACAUUCUCAGACUCUAUUCAUGCAGUGUUUACCUUUGGUUUGCAAAGACAAGAGUGUGUGAGUAAAAUUCUACAGUGAUUCAAUCCAGAAAAGGGGAAUUUAAAAAGGUGGUGGUAAAUUCUGGGUUUAAAUGCUCAGACUAAAUAAAGGCAGGUUUUGCACAGUGCUUGAGUCUUGCACUAGUAUAUUUCUCACUUGCAAAAAAAAAAGGAAAGAAAGAAAGAGAAAGUGUAGAAGAUGAAAAUGUUUCUUCUGUGGACUGAAGAAAUAUCAGAUUGUAUAUUUGAAAAGUUAAUGGGGCGUUCUUUUACAUGUAAAGAUUAAAAGGUGCUGUUUAAUCAUAUGGUUCUCUUUUAUAUGCCCAACUUUUCAGCUAUAUUUGCAAAGUUUGUGUCCCUAUAAACAUUAUUUUUCAUGUUAUUUGUAAUCCUUAAUAUCAUUUUGUUAAUGCCUACUCAAGUAUACUCUUCUAGGAAGCUAUCUUUAUAUUUUCUUAAAGCUCUUACUUUGUGGUCAUUAAAAUGACAUAAAUAUUGCACUUUAUUGCAGUAAGCAGCAGAUUUUGCAUUCCUAACAGAAUAUCUAAGUAAAUUGUGCGCUUUCCCCAACAUUUGAUUUUUUUUCUUGCCCAUGCACUGAAGUUUAUCGCAUUAUCACAUCCAGCUUCCUCCAUUAAAUAUAGGAAGAAAUCCAGAUCUGUGUAUGGAUCAGAGUGAAAGAAACUGUUUACAAUGGAAGACAAGAAGAAAGAAUACCUAAAUAUUAACAAGUUAAAAUCAUAAUUACAGUCAUGGUAAUUAGAGUCCACACUAUAGUUUAACUAAUAUGUGGACUCACUUAGCUAAGCUAGUGCAGUAAAAUAAGUCAUUUAGUUGUUCUUCACACAUACAUCUUGGGGCCCUUGUUCAUUGCACUUGACUCAGUUAAAACUACUCUUUGGGACAUGUUCUAUGAGCUACUCUGCUGGCAAACAGAUGUUUAAAGUAAGGUCAGUACAGUGUCAUGAACGGUGGCAUUAUAAUGGUAUCCCUUCCCAAGCUGUGAUGGUAUCGCAUUGCCUAGCAAUAACCAUCACCUGGAGUGCCAUAGCAUCAUCUCAGAAAUCGUGCAGCCUGGCACAGGAAUGUGAGAAGAGGCUAUGGUGGGGGUGGACUACUGAUGCCUCCGCUACCUCGGAUCGCAUUCUAAGAGAAUAUCAUCAAUGGCAGAGCCACUGCAACUGCACACGAGAGGUGUCACAGAAAACUCUCAAUGCAAAAAGAUGGUAUCCUGCAGAACAUGGAAGACCUGGCCCCUGGCCCCAUGCGCGCUCUCUCGCUCUCUCUCUCACACACACACCUCUUAAUUAUCUAUCAGCUAUUUCUGUAGGUUUCAGGAUACCUAUCUGAUGUAACCUUGAUCCAUUUAGUUAACUGCAGACUGGCCAUUGACCAGAAUGGGCAUCCUCUACUAGGAAUGUUAAAAGAAGAGAGAAUACGGAAUAAGGAUUUCCUUACUAGGAAAUGUAUUCAGAAUGGUAAAAAUGAGUUCCUUUUUAUAGGGAAUCAUGGAACUUCAUUUUUAUAAGCAAUUGCUGGUGCAGUUAACAAAAUAUAUUCAAGCUGUUUCUGGCUGAAUCUCCAAACAUGCAGAAACACUAAAAACAAAAAACUAAGUUGUGUGUCAGCAGGUAAGCUACACAUGCAUAAGAAUGUUAAAGGAAUAUUUUCUGUAAACCAAAUGGUGCAAUAUGCAUAGGAACUUCAAGGAAUGAGAAUAUUAUGAUGCUGUGAGCAACGGAAUGCCUUGGGUUUAACCAUUUUCCUUUGUAUUUGUCUGUCAUAGCAAAGCUUAAUGUAAUUGGGCAGCUUUAUUUAGCACUUUGGGCAUUGAAUUAUUUCUGGAAAGGACAUGAUUUCUGAGUGAGAAAAAAUGCAUCUGGAAGUGUUUUUAUUUUUUUAAGAAAAAAUAUACAGUAUUUAUCAAAGCCCUUGCAUAUACAGUACAAUAAUUGGUUUGCUGUUUGAAGCUAAAGAAAGGAAUGCUCCCUAUAGAUAAUCCUUUGCUUGUUAACAGAUUAACAUUUCUACCAACAUGCUCACUUUGUAUCUGCUUUUUUCACUAUGCAUUCUCUAUGAUAGGUUGGUUUCUCUUUUUCCAUCCAGUAAUUUGGUUACAUUCUCAGCACUUUUCUUGUUUCCCCCAUCCUUUUUAACUUUCUGUAUCAUAUUCAAAUAUCACACUGUCAAGGUUUGUGUACAUUAAUGGAAAUUUGUAUUGUAUAAAGCUUUUUUGCAUUAUAAGGCUGUACAGGGUCAUUUUGACAGUAACUGGUAUAUUUCUUUGCAUCUUACGUUGCAUUGCCAAUUUCUAGUGUAUCCGGUUUGGAAGUAUAUAUAUACUCUAAUUAAAAACAAAGUUGGCUAUAA